GCAUAUAUAAGCAGUAGUUCAUGUGGAUUUCAACUAAAACCACGACAAUGGUCUACUCUACUAAACUCACUCUUGUCCUGUUGGCUUUUCGUUCCUCUGUUAUGCUGUCCUCAGGUGCUGGCAUCCCUGAGGUGGUCACCAAUCUGGAGGACACUGACACUGAGGUGUUCACCAGAGAAGGAGAAGAUGCCAUCUUACCGUGUGGUCUGGGUUCCCCGGUGAACCUGAAGGAUGAGGUGUUUGACUGGAAGAAGGAGCAGCAGGAGGUGUUCUUCUAUGAAAAGGGCAUGGACUACAACAACGGCAAGCGUGGACAAGACCCCCAGUUCGGGGGCAGGGUGGGCCUUCUCCCAGGGGGCCUGCAGGCCGGUAACGCCUCUGUGGUCCUGUCCAGUGUGACCGAGGCCGACGGCGGAGUGUAUAAGUGCAUCUUCCCACCUUUGGGACCGACGAGAUUGAUCCGGCUGACUGUAGAGCGCGUCCCCGAUGACGCUCCCCCAAAUAUCAGGAAUGCGGUGGUGGAGCCGCGGUUGAGGCUGGAGGUGGUAGAGGCUCCCCCGUCCUCCGGCUCGGUGCGGCUGUCCUGCUUCUCCAGAGGAGGCCAGCAACAGCCCAGCGGUCUGGAGUGGCAGACCCCCAACGGAACUGUGAUCCCUGCAGAAGAAGCACCGCCGGCCGCCUCCUCAGACAGCGACGGCUGCUACUCCAUCAGUCAGACGGUGAAGGUGACCGAGCCAGGCAACUACACCUGUCUGGCCCGGCAGCAAGGCGUCCACCCUGCGGUCAGAGGCACCAUCCAAGUGUUUGUCAAUUGGCAGUCGUUGACCGGCGAUCAUGAAGAGGUCUUCUGGAAUGGUACCAACAACGCCCUUUGUGUUUUGUCUAUUCUCUCUAUUAUGUUAUCAUUUGGAGCUAAAAUGUACAAAUGUUGUGCCAAAAAGAAAAACAGUAAGGAAGGUAUAGUGUAAAAUACAACCAACAAAGGGCCUCCAAGGGAUGACACCUCAUGACACCUCCUGAUAGCGCUCUGGCAGGUGCCCCUAACCUUCUGAUUGAGAUCAGAGCCGGUCCUAGGGUGACCCCUGAGGAAGUUAUCUCUCUGGAGUCAAUAAGUGGAUGACAAUACAUUUUGCGAAUGACAAUAUAUUUUGUCAUUCUGAUUGCUGUAGUAGUUGCCAAUGGUGGGCUGUUACUUACUACAGGUGAUUAUUUGCUGAUAAUUUUGCAUUAUAGCGAAUCGGGAUGCAAUUAAUAGUUUGAAAUAUUCACCAAAAAUCAAAAAUCUUUUCAUUCUGAUUGCUGUAGUAGACCCUAUAUGAAUAUAUUAUUAUAAUUAAUUUUGAGGCCUUCGUGUUGGUUUAGCUGGUUUGACAGCUUUGCA
Messenger RNA from Gadus morhua (Atlantic cod), 1381 nucleotides. Its product is annotated as selection and upkeep of intraepithelial T-cells protein 3-like. The transcript has 5 exons. Gene Ontology annotation, cellular component: external side of plasma membrane. Gene Ontology annotation, molecular function: signaling receptor binding. Lineage: Eukaryota; Metazoa; Chordata; Actinopteri; Gadiformes; Gadidae. The coding region runs from base 21 to 968 and encodes 315 amino acids. Gene Ontology annotation, biological process: T cell receptor signaling pathway; regulation of cytokine production. The record is from RefSeq and is a predicted model, not a curated record.